UGCUCUGCGGCGUGAGGCCACCUGGGACUUCCGAAGCGCAACAACAACUUGGAGUUCUGCCCGCCUCUGCAAUGGAAGAAGAAGAAGAACGCACGAUAUGGAAAUCAAGGUCCGAUUCGGACACGAUGCUUUCGACGACAGUUGGCCGAGUGAUGACCACUCUGCUCGGUGCUCGCUCCAGGAAGCUCGAGAACGCCAUUUCUCAUCUCUCUUCCACCCCCAAAAGAGCUUCACUUGUUUCAUUGGACGAUUCGCUUUGGUUUUUUCACAAGUACGUCAGGGAUGCAGCAGAGAAGAAGGAACCUUUGGACAAUAUUUUGGUUCCCAUGAUUGAACAUAGUCUGAAGUUCAAGGAAUUAAAGUAUGGCUGCCAAACAAUGGUACUUCUUAAUUGGAUCUUUCAAGAUGAACUUCUUUUCCAAGCUGUUGCAACAGAUCUUGCUAACAUCAUACGGAAAAAAGAUGACCGAUAUAUUGCCCUUGGCUGGUGUACCCUUGUGCGUGCUCUUCUAGAUUACGAGAUUACUGUGAACCAAAAUAUAAAAAAUGGAAUAAGGGAGAAGUACAUUGAUCUGUUGAAGAUUUUUUGUCCUUGUGUUUCGCAUCUCAUAUUUAUUGUAUGUAAUGGAAGUACUUUGCAGGAUGGAUAUGAGUUGCCAACUCGCCUUUCAGUGGCUGCUGCUGAUUGCAUUUUGGCUCUUACUGAAUCAUUGGUGAAGGAGCGGUUGUCUUCUGACCUUGUGAAGGACAGGAUAAAAUCAUCUAAUCAAUCUGUCAACUUGGUAUCUGCUGAUAUAGGUCAGAAGAAAGUUAAAUCUGCUGAAAUCUCAAAGAACGUGGUCAUGGAAUCACUGCUUUGGAAUCAUCUAAAUGAACUCAUUAUUCUUCUGCAGAAACUUCUUGCUUGGAGCAGGAAAAGCCGGUUGUUGCAUGCAAAAGGAUUAGAACAAGUGCUUAAGUGGCUGCAAGCGUUAAAAGAGAGUUAUGGUUGUUUUCAGGAUGAGGCAGGCUCCACAAAUCUAAAGACUGGAGUAUUGCUGCUGUCUUCUUGUUGGAAGCAUUAUGGAAUGCUGUUGCACUUGGAAGAUCACAAAUUUUCUCAGUAUUUCAGAGAAUUGUUGGACCAGUACCUAUCUGGAAUCCAGUUUUACACUCAGAAUUGCACUGAGAAACCUGCCGAGAAUAAUGAUAGUCGUAUUGAGACAAGAAAAUUUUUCCUCAAUUGCCUCUCUCUUCUGCUGGGGCGUUUAGAUAACAGGCAGCUUGAAAGCACAAUUUCAGAAUAUGGGCUCCAGAUAUCACAGAUGCUGGUAUCACAGCUACACUCUGCUGAUAAAGAUGUGAUAGAUGGGGCUGUCUCCAUUUUCAAGGUUGUCAUCUUCAGGAUGAACUCUUCAUCUAGAAGCAGUAUCAGCAACACUAAGCAGAUGGAUGUGGUGUUACCGUUGCUACUAAACCUUUUAGAUGAGCGGGAUGGCACAGCCAGAGCUGUUGUUGUGCUCAUUGCAGAAUACUGCUCCAUAAGUGGAGAUGGUCACUGCCUCCAAGAAAUUCUAAAGCGUCUUGCUUCUGGAAAUAUGCUACAGAGGAGGAAUGCUAUUGAUGUUAUUUCAGAAAUCAUUUGCAUGUCUUCACUUUCAGUGAAUGCACUCUCUCAUUCAAUGUGGCAAGAUAUAGCAAAUCAUUUGCUGGAGCGCAUUGAAGACGAGGAAAUUGUAAUUCAUGCACAGGCAUCCAAUUUGCUGCCAAUGAUUGAUCCCUCAUUAGUUUUGCCUGCAUUGGUUCAUCUUGUUUACUCAUCAGUUGGAAGAGUGCAGUCUCAUGCUAGUGAUGCACUCAUGGCAGUGCUCAAACAUCAUAAUGAAAAACAUGAAGUUAUAUGCUUGUUGCUUGACUGUCUCAGCAACCUUGGCCAAAGCGGAAUUCUCCCAAAAGCUUCUGGAGAUAUAGGGGAAGCAGGAUCAAAGUUGGAUGCUGAUUGUAUUCUCAGACUGAUCCCAGAGUGGUCAAAAAGCGUUAAAGACUGGAAUGUCGUGAUUGGGCCACUGAUUGACAAGAUGUUUGCGGAACCAUCAAAUGCAACUAUUGUCAAAUUUAUGAGUAAUAUAAAUGAGCACUUAGCAGAAGCUGCUGAUGUGGUCCUCCGUCGGGUUCUCUUGCAUACUAAAGGACAGAAAGAAGUUGAUGAAACCUUCUUAUCCGAAUGCGAGAGUAAAACCUGCAGAAGUGCUGACUCUGUUAAGUUGCAGCAAUCACUUUUUGAACGACUUUGCCCAUUACUUAUAAUCAGGCUGCUUCCGCUUAAAGUUUUUAAUGAUGUUAAUUCUUCUAUUGUGUACGGUCAGCUUCUAAAUGAAGGCAUUAUUAGUGAUGAUGAAUAUUGCUACAUCAGUGAUGAAUGUGUCAGUGCCCUGCUUUUAAACAGGGCAUUUUGUAUGUAUGAAUUUGAAGAUGUUCGAAAACUUGCCGCUGAGCUGUGUGGGCGAAUUCAUCCCCUGGUGCUCUUGCCAAUUAUUUCGUCUCAAUUAGAUUGUGCUACAAGGUCUCGGGAUAUGCUGAAAAUAAAAGCUUGUCUGUUUUCAGUUUGCACUUCUCUUGCGGUUAGAGGCAGGGAUUCAAUGCUGCACCCUGUAAUGCUCAAAAUUAGAAAAGUAAUGGAAACUAUUUUAAUAUGGGGCUCUCAGGAUGCGGAUGAAGUUUCCAAAGCCCAACAUGGAUGCAUUGAUUGUCUAGCACUGAUGAUUUGUGCUGAACUACAAGCUCCUGAAUCAUUCAAAUGUUCCACCAUUAUUGACAAGAUCAGGAUUGAUGGGAAUGCUGCCUGGAAAAAUUCUGUAAUCAGUUAUGUGAUCCAUCAAUUAACAUGCAGUAAGGAUGAACUUGCUUCCAUGCUGGAGCUGGGUAGUGAGAGCAAGUAUGAGGCAUCAAGAUCGCUUUCUUUUCGUCUUUGCAUGGCCAAUGUUAUCAUUAGUGUUUGCCAGAAAAUCUCUGAUUCUGGGAAAAAGCUCUUGGUGCAGGAAACUCUUCCACAUCUUAUUUAUCGCAUCUCUGUCAUUACAGAUGCAGAAAUUAGAGCUGCAUGCAUCCAAGUUCUUUUCUCUGCUGUGUACCAUCUGAAGUUGGCUGUUCUUCCUUACUCACAUGAUCUUCUUCAAAUCUCCCUAAAAUCUCUUAGAAAGGGAUCAGAAAAGGAAAGAAUGGCCGGUGCGAAGCUGAUGGCAUCUCUUAUGGCAAGCGAGGAUGCAAUCGUGCAGUGCAUUUCAGGCGGACUUAUAGAAGCAAGAUCGAUUCUUUCGAGUCUAUCCAUUUCUGAUCCUUUGAUAUCUGUGAGACAAGUAUGCAAAAAAUUGUUAGAAUGUAUAACUCUGUAAGUAAUGUCAUUCUUGGCAAUCACCACGACUUUUGUGAUAGUCAAUGGCUUUUGUGAUAGUCAUAAGUGUACAGUUAAAUGACACUAUUGUAUAAUACAUAAAUAUAUUUUGGCUGCUCUUAAAAUUUUGCAGUUGGCGAUAGCAGUGCUAUGAAUUUUCAGAACAACGUGAAUGCUAAUUCAAGAUUGAAUUUGAGUUGCAAAAGUAAAAA
Molecule: messenger RNA, 3582 nt
Organism: Malania oleifera
Lineage: Eukaryota; Viridiplantae; Streptophyta; Magnoliopsida; Santalales; Ximeniaceae
Exons: 24
Coding region: 72-3371 (1099 amino acids)
Source: RefSeq, a predicted model, not a curated record